UAACCCUCGCUGACCUGCAUGGUGAAGUAUGGUAAAAUAAUCCCAGUGACUGACAUGGCAUGUCGAGAACUUCUUUUAACAGGUGAAUGACAAAGGGCUGAAAAUUAUUAAAUAUCAUUUUAUUAUGAAGGCAAUGCUUUUUUUUAACCUUGUCGUGUGUUUGCAUUUCUGUGCAGGGGAAGAAGAUUAUGGGAUGGAUUAUCUUCGCAUAGAGGAUUAUCACUGCUCCGCAAGCAAAAUAGAGCAUUGUGGGACCGAUGAUGUAGACGAUGAAGAAGGACCUUGUGGGAUGCGAUGCAACGGGUCGAGGUGCAGUGGCCCCAUGGCCACCUGUGAAAAUUACACUGAGGUUUGUCGAAAUGCAACACCAGGCUGGGAGGAGCGCUGUUCAGCUGACACUGAAGACUCUGGUACCGCGGAGGACGUUGCGAUUGCCGGCCACGGAGCACGGCACGGCAGUGCCGAGAGCUUAGAGCUUGUGUGGUCUGAAUGCAACGGCGAAAAUGGUUUCGCUUGCCAGACUCCAGACCAUGGGCUGGACGGGAGCGACGGUGUGGCGAGUAGCCCCCGUUGCGGACUUGAGCAGCGGGGAGGACCUGACGUAGACCCGGCCAGCGGCGAGGAGUCGGACCAUUACGUGACGCAACUGAGGGACGCGUUUGAUGCCUGCGAUAGAGGCGGCAGCGGGCGGCUGGACCACGCCGCACUGAAGGAGUUGGCCACGUGGCUUCAGCUGGACGCGGACCUGCACCUUCCGCUCCUUCUGCAAAAGCUGCUGGGAGAUGAGCCCAGCGCCACAGUGAACUUUGAAGCUUUCAAGAAGGGCUUCGUGUGGCUUUUGUCGGAGGGCCCUGCGCUGGCCGAGGACUGCGAAUCGCAAACCGACGGACAGCUCGACGCGACAUCGCCUUCGCAGGACGAUGGCCUCACAGCGGACCAGGUGGACGAGAGCGGAGUCUCUUCCCUGCGCACCGACCAGGACGAGGCAGAGGAGCGCAGUGAGGUGGAGCCCAAGCUGGUGCGGGGGGGGAAACGCUAUGGCCGGCGCUCCCGGCCAGAGAAUUCGCUGUCCGAGCAGUGGAAUGGGGACGGAGCCUCCCUGGGUCACGGGGACGGAGGGUCGGCGGACAAUGGCGAAGAGGUGGAUGGCAGCAGUGGAGGGAGCGAUCCCACCGGCGAUCCCUUCUCGCCAAUCUUGCACAACGGCCGGCCGGAUGUGUAUGAGGGAGGCGUCUUUGGGCCGAGCGAGGACACCUUUGAAGCCGAAGGCCAGAACCCGUGGCACUCGUCGUCUUUCCUGAGCAGCAGCGGCGUGCUCGAUGCGGACCCGCCGGACGCGCUGGGCUCCAUGGAGGAGCGGCUGCUCGCCGACCUGGGCCUGGAGCCCGGAGCGCGGCUCGACCCGCAGGAGGCCGCCGCCGUGUGCACGCAGCUCCACCUGCAGCACGAGUGGCAGGCGGUGCAGGCCCAGCUGGAGCCAGCGGACGACGGGACGGUGAGCUGCUCGGAGCUGCUGCAGCUCCUGCAGCAGAGCGGAGUGGACGAGGAGGGGGAGGCUGAGCCAGAGGAGCAGAGGGAAGAGGAGGAGGAAGAUUUGGAUGAUGAGCGCACCAGUCUGUCCUCGCAGAACCUGUCCCUGGGACGUUACACGCCGAGUGUGUCGCCCCCUCCUCCCGGCGUCCUCCGACAGCUCAAGCGCUUCCACUACAGCCAGGAGGAGGGCGGGCGACGCACGGCCACGCCGUCCCUGCUGGCACCCAGUGGCCACGAGCUGCUCUUCUCGGAUCUGGACGACGGCACGGGCAGCGUUCCCACCGAGCGCCUCCUGGACUCGUGGCUCGCCGACGGCGUGGCGGAGCCGCACACGAUCCUCGAGGCGCUGCAGUUGAGCGGCAGUGAGCGCGUGUGCCGUGCUGACCUCACCGCUGCCAUCGACGCGGAGAUCCUCUCCUCUGGGGACGGGCUGCCCCGGGUCACGCUGCUCGCCUACAAGGCGGAAGUGAGGACGCAGAGGAGCCAGGCGGAACAGGCGGCCGUGGAGAAGGAGAAGCUUCGCGUGGACCUGGAGCGCACGGAGCGCCGCUGCUCCAAGCUCGCGAGCGAGACGGAUGAGAGGCACGACCAACUCGAGAGCCUCAACUCCAGCCGCAUCAGCGAGCUGGAGCAGGAUUGCCGGGAGAAAGUGGCAGCGACGCGAAUGGAGAUGGACAAGGAGCGCGAGCUGAUCAUGAGCCACGUGAACCGACAGCGCGAGAAGCUCGAGGCGGAGAUCGACAACCUCCGCAAGGACGAGGCCGAGCUCCGGGACCGUCUUGGGGUCACCAUGAAGGAAAACUCCCGUUUGGAGCGGGAGCUGAGCGACCUGGCGGAGCGGUUGGCCGACUCGGAGAAGCAGGUGUCCAGCCUCAAGGAGCAGCUGCACAGAGCACUUCACGGCGGGGGAGAUGAUCUGGACCCCACGAGCGCGGAGUUCUUGGCGCGAGAAGAGCGCUUCGCUCACGUCUUGCGGGAGCACGAGCAGCGGUGCAGGGAAAUGCAGGACCGGAUCGAUGAGCUGCAGUCGGAGGUGGAGCUGCUGCGCACGCGAGCGUUGCCCCGCAAGGGCGGCCGCCUGAACGGGGAGAGGAUGAGCCCCGAGGGCGGGGAGGAGCUGGGGCAGGAGGAUGCUCGGAGCAUGUCGGCGAGCAGCAUAGGCAGCACGGGAUCCCUCCGCUCCAGGAUCCGAAGAAAACUGCCCGACAUCAUGCGCAAAGGCGUGCGCUCCCCAGAGGCGGUGUCGCCUGGGCUCAGUAUCGAGGCCGAGCUGGUGCUGGAGAAUCUCAAGGAGCAGCACCAGCAGGAAGUGUUCCGUCUCACCGAGGCGCUGACUUCCAAGGAGGAGGAAUUUAAUGCGAAGCUCGAGCAAAGCCGGGCAGAGGCGGAGAGGAGGGCACACGACACGGAAGACCGUCUCGAGGCGAAGGUGGCCGAUGCCCGAGCACGGCACUCAGCCCUCGAGGUCCAGGUGGCCUCGCUGAGGGAGCUUGUUGAGGAGGCGAGGGCUCAGCGAGACGAAGCCCUUGCACGCCUGAACGAGAAGCGAGCGGAGGCGGAGGAGAAGGCCCGCCUCCUCGACGCCAUCGGCGAAGAGCACGUGCAGCAGCUGGAGAAGAAGGUGGAGGAGGGGCGGCAGAAGGCGUUCAAGUCCAACGAGCAGGCCAUGCAGAGGUUGCGGGUCGCGUUAAGUGACAAGGAGCAAGAAGUGGACAGGGUCUCGGCGAGGUUGAGGGAUGCCGAAAAGGAGAGUGGCGACCUGCAGUCGCAGCUGAGUGCCAAAGACGAGGAGGUGGCCUCAAUCAAGAGGAAACUGGACGAGGUGGAGCGGGAAAAGGGUCGGAUUCUGUCCACCACUGAGGCAGACAUUGAGAAGAUCCACAACAAGUUGCAGGCCAAUGGAGUGGACCGAGCCAAGGACUAUGAGGCAGAGAAGCUACAGAUGCAGGCCAUGCUGAAGAGGCAGAAGCUGGAGAUGGAGAAGAAGCUACAGAUGGAGAAGGCAGAGGUUGAGCAGCACUUUGCGCUGCAGGUGUCGGAGUUGGCCAGGCAGCUGGGCGAGGAACGCGAGAGGAUGCAGCGCGAGCUGACGGACCGACACCAGGCAGAGAUGGCGCAGCAAAGUGUCGGAAAAACACCUGGACACGUCAAGCGGGUGCACUGGAAGGAAGAUUUGGAAGCCUCUGCGAUGGUAAAUAAGGUUAGAAAUGAGGAUGGACAGCACCUCGAUGGAGCGCUCGCACCUAACCGAUGUCAGCCCGAGGUGAAAUUGAAACCAGUAAUGAAAAUUCGAAGCCCCGUGAGGGGUGCGGAUUGGAAGGACAGGCGAAGGGACGGAGAGUGCAAGGCGCGACGGCAGCAGAGAAAGUCUCGAUGAAAACAUUGUUGGUAACACGUGGCAAGAUGCAAAGAUAGCUCGCAGAAGCCUUCAGUCCAAUUAUGCUAAAGAAGAUGCUAAAACCAGAAUUGCAGUGAUGGUAAAGAUGGGAACCUCACUGCAGACAGGACAACACAUUAACGUGGGCACCACUCUAUCAUUGAUGGCGUGUGCACAACGCACGGAUGCACUUUUCCAUGGUAAUGGGACCCAAAUUGAUGCUGGCAAGUCAGGGAUUGAGGAGCCGAGCUGAAUGUGAAUCGCUGCCUGGAUGUUGGUGCUGCUGGAGUCCAUAAAGGCACCACGCAGCCAGUGAGCCAAGCCCAGCGCAGUGUUCGCCAUGGAGGCCGCCCCACAUCCAGCUGCGCCGAGUCAGAGAGAGAGCUGGGUGUCUUGCAGCUGGGGCGAUGUGUUUAUAAAUGGGCUUGAAGUUGCGGCGCACGCACAUGCGGCGAUAGCAAUCGAAUCUUCCGAGGAAUGUGGACCCAAUGGCACUACUGAAAUUGAGCUAGGGAAGGAAGCUGGUAGAAGACAGGCGGCCAUCCCAGGCCAUCGCCCCACGUGGGAUCGUGUGGACGCAAUGGAGCGCGAAUGAGAACGUGAAGAACAAAGUGGAGGGAUACAGUGGCGUUGAAGACGAGAUGUCUGGUGGAAAUGGACGAACCGUGGAAAAAAGCAAGGCAACUCGAAAGGUGGCGAUGCAGCUGGACUUGAAGACGAGGUGAAGUCGCCGAUCGGUGCUGCCGGGAAAGGGAGGGCGGCACUACAGGCGGCCAUCUUGCGUGGUCCGCAAUGCUCGGAGGGCUGGAGAGGGAUAAGGUGCCAGCAGCAGAGAGGCACAG
Molecule: messenger RNA, 4752 nt
Organism: Petromyzon marinus (sea lamprey)
Lineage: Eukaryota; Metazoa; Chordata; Hyperoartia; Petromyzontiformes; Petromyzontidae
Source: RefSeq, a predicted model, not a curated record